GAAUUGCUGCUUACCCAGUUGUGUGCAUUUGUGUCGAUCUACGAUUGUGGGGAAAGAUUGAUGUCAAAUGCAUGCUUCAUCUUUGAAAUAUUGGAAGAAUGAUGGAUGCUCCAAAUCCAUCACAGUCUGCAGCAGAGGGUAGUGAAACCAUCAGAAAGUCAUCAAGACUCAGUGUCAAGCCAAGAAGAAAUGCUCGUCAGCUAUGUAACCCAGUGAUCCGAUACAAGAAGGCUGACCUAUUGAGCAAACCUGGAGGUCGGUCACGAUCUGUAAUGGCGUCCAAGUUAUCGAAAGCAGGUGAAGCAAAGAAAGGUGUGAAGAAGCCAGCACCGCCCCACGUUCGGCAAGCUCAGACGAGAACAGUGUUGAAUUCGGAAGGCGAAGUAGUGAAGCAGAUCGUUGUUUAUCUCUGCAAAGUCGAGGGGUGUAAUUAUUUCUCCAGGUCAGAGGAAUUUGUGAAAAGCCACGAGAAGAAGCUGCACCCUCAAAAAAGACGUUGCAAGGUGUGCCAGAUAUAUUCGCACGAUGAGAAGGCUCGGAAGGUUCAUAGCAAUAGCGUCCACCAGAUGGAAACAACGGCGGUCAAGUGUCAGUCCUGUGAGUUCAUCGCGCCAGACCAGAAGACGCUGGACGAGCACCGCGAACUCGAACAUUACGAGGGCGCUCCCCGCAACGAGCACUGCCGUGAGAUGGUGGACGGCGAGCAGUGCAAGGCGCGUUUUGGACGCGUGCGCGAGCUGCGUCAGCACCUGGCCGACGUGCACGGCCUGGCGGCGGCCCUGGACACCAUCCGGGAGGAGUUCUCCACCAGGGAAGAGUUCCUGCGCUGGAAGGCGAACUUCGAGCGGGAGACGGGCGCGGUGUACAAGAUCGGCUACGGCCGGCGCCACGGCCUGCACCGCUACAUGUGCUCGCGCUCCGGCCGCUACAAACCCGUGCCGGACGACCUGCGCCAGCGGCGCCGCAAGCAGUACGUCACCAUCAAGAUAGGCUUCAACUGCACCUCCACCAUGGUCUGCAGCUUCCCUGAGGCGGGCGGCAUCUCGGUGCUGGUGUACCCGUUCCAUUACGGUCACACACUCGGCGACCUGCCGCUUCCCGGGAUGAAGCCGGAGGGCGCGCCAGCCGACUGGAUGCGAAGAGACACACGAAAAAGGCGCAUGUUCAAAAAGACUCACGCUAUCGAAGCAGACGGGAGCUCCGCGGCCACGGCCGGCGGCGACGUCUCCUCCCAGGCGCCUAGCUCCACGCUCGAGGGCCCGCAGUGGGAGGGCGACCAGCCCUCCUCACAGGAGGGCGGUCAGGAGGCCAGCGCGGCGGGCGACGAGGCGGGAGACGUCGCGGGUGAUGAGGCGCCAGAGUCGUACUCCCUAGAGGAUGGCGAGCCGGAGUCCGCUCCUGGCGACGGGGCGGCCUCUCCGGCUCCGCUGGAGUCCGAGUUCGAGUCCAAGCAGGCGGCUCGGCUGGCGAGCAAGCCGGCCCGCUUGCUGCGCCGUCUGAAGGAGCCAGACUCGCCGACGCUGUCCGAGCCGAAGCUGCCCAAGACGCCUCGGGCGGCCGCGCCACGCCGCAAGGAUCUCAUGUGGAACCAGAUCGCGCCGAAGGGGCUCGUCAACGACGGCAUGCCGACCCCCCAGCACGGCAAGGGUCUCGGCCGCUGGUACAAGAAGCUGCUGAAGCACACCAAGGUAGUGAAGCGACUGCAGGGCAAGCUGGCGCAGCAGGCGGCGGCGCUGGCGGUGGCGCGUCGCGAACACGAGCAGGCGGUGGGCGCCGAGGCGGCGGCCGAGGCCAGCCGCCGCCUCGUUAUCUCGAUCGACGAGGAGCAGGACGUGCUGCCGGUCAGCGAGCACCUGCCGCUGCUGGUGCUGCGCGCUGACCCGGGCGAUGUAAACGCGGUGCCGGACGGCGUGUUCCCCGAGCUGCCAGUCAUCACGGCGCCGCUUAAUGUGCAGGAGGCCACCGACACCAUCUUCGACUUGAAGCUCGAGGUGCUGUCGCUGCGCGCGCGUCUGGCGCGCCGCGCCGCCGUCGAGACGGCGCUGCGCGUGCAGAUGGUGCAGCGCGACACGGCGCACGCGCUGUCCGAGAACGCGAUGCUCGCCGACCUGGCGCAGACCAAGUCUGAUGAAGCGGCGCGGGCCGGCGAGCUGCGCGCCGCGCUCCAGACAGUGUUCUCGCGCGCGCAGAUAGCCGCCAUUGAGAGGCCCGACCACCCGGUCCCGUGGGUCGAGGAGGACUACGAGAAGGCGGUGGAGUUGCGCUGGUUCUGCAGCCAGCGGGCCUACGACUACGUGCGCAACGGGCUGAACGUGCCGCUGCCGACGAUGAACUCGAUCCGCGCGCUGGUCAGCGACGGCUCGUACCCGGCCGUGGUGCAGCGCUUCCUGGAUCUGGUGCGGAAGCGCGCCAUGGAGGGCAGCACCGUCGGCGAGGAUGAGGACGAGCCGGAGGACCUUCACGAGGAGGUGGUGAGCAGCGCUGCCGAUUCCUCGCAGUCGGGCCACGCUGGCCAGCUGUUCCUCGUGGAGAACGCCGGCAGUCCGAAGCGCAAGGCGUCGCCACUCAAGGGUUCGCCCACGCGUCGCCUGAAGUUCCGCCGCGUGUCCGGCGAGGCGGACAUGACGGUGACGGUGCGUUGGGACCAGAAAGCGGGCCCGGACUGGUGCCAGCCGGCCGGCGAGUACGGCAGUGCCGACGGCGAGGACGGCGUCAUCUACCCGGCUAGCUUCGAGGAGACUGGCUCGCAAGAGGUCACGUUGAAGGACGAUGGCAUGAGGAAAAUGAAAGUGAAGCGGAAGGUGUGACUUGGACUUGAAGCCGGAAGACGCAUUGGAGGUGCGUGUUGUGUUCACAGUGCGUUUUCAUCAUCGUUCAUAAGCUGCUUAGUAUUGAAAGAGGCAUCUGCACGAGCACGGUGAAUCAUUUGUACAGGUAUGUCGAGGAAGGGUUGACUUCGGCUUCAUCGCUGCUAUUUGCCAGAAUCUGUCCCAUGUCUGUUGAUGAAAUAUAUCAAACACUGCAUUCGUA
This is a messenger RNA of Pollicipes pollicipes, 3030 nucleotides long. RefSeq lists its product as uncharacterized. The coding region runs from base 99 to 2807 and encodes 902 amino acids. NCBI's taxonomy places the organism in Eukaryota, Metazoa, Arthropoda, Thecostraca, Pollicipedomorpha, Pollicipedidae. The record is from RefSeq and is a predicted model, not a curated record. The transcript has 11 exons.